Cucurbita pepo subsp. pepo (vegetable marrow) is the source of this 1630-nucleotide messenger RNA. Its product is annotated as putative nucleoredoxin 1. The record is from RefSeq and is a predicted model, not a curated record. Gene Ontology annotation, molecular function: thioredoxin-disulfide reductase (NADPH) activity. NCBI's taxonomy places the organism in Eukaryota, Viridiplantae, Streptophyta, Magnoliopsida, Cucurbitales, Cucurbitaceae.
AUAGCGAGUUCUUUGAGUUGAGUAUCCCAUCCAUUACAAAGCUUUUAGAACUCAGCAAUAAUCUUAAGAAACUAAGAGAUUAGUAUGGCCUCUGAUGCUGUGCAUGAUAUCAAUUCCCUCGUUUCCUCUAAGGGCAGAGACUUUCUUAUUCGUAACAACGGCGAUCAGGUAAAAAUAAGUUCUUUGGUGGGAAAGAACGUGGGAUUAUACUUCUCAGCAUCAUGGUGCAUUCCCUGUUGCCUUUUCACUCCAAAACUAGCAAAAGUGUAUGAGCCAUUAGCUUCUAAAAGCGACUUUGAAGUUAUCUUUAUUUCAUCUGAUAGAGAUGAAAACUCAUUCAAAGAGUACUUCUCCAAAAUGCCAUGGCUAUCCAUUCCUUUUGCCGAUUUAGAGACCAAAAAGAGCUUGAAAAAGCUCUUCAAUGUGAAUGGAAUUCCUCAUCUUGUUGUUCUUGACGCCAAGGGGAAGGUUUCAACUGAGGAAGGAGUGGAUCUAGUGGUUGAAUAUGGAGUUGAUGCCUAUCCUUUUACUUCUCAACAAAUCCAAUCUUUGAUUGAUAAAGAAGCUAAGAAAAUGAACCAAACCAUUAGUUCUCUUUUGGGCUCAACGUCUCGGAGUUAUAUUCUUACGAACGAUGGAAAUCAGAUUCCUGUCUCUGAGCUUGAAGGGAAAUUGAUUGGGCUGUACUUUUCAAUGCAUGGCCAUAAACUUUGUGAUGAAUUUACACAAAAAUUAAUUGAAGCUUACAAGAAAUUGAAGGAGAAAGGAGAGAACUUUGAGAUUGUGUUGAUCUCUUUGGAUGAUAAAGAUGAGAAUUUAUUCAAAGAAGCAUUCAAAACAAUGCCAUGGUUGGCAUUGCCUUUUAAGGAUGAGAAAUGCCAAGAAUUGAAGCAAUAUCUUGAGGUUAGUGACAUUCCUUCCCUUGUUAUAAUUGGGACGGAUGGGAAGACAUCGAACCCGAAUGCGGUUGAGCUAAUCAAAGAGCAUGGUAUCCAUGCAUACCCUUUCGCUCCGAAGAAAAUUGAGGGAGUUGAUGAGGUUUCGAACACAAAACUCGAAUCAGAAUCUCCAAAACCUGCUUUGGUUUGUGGAGCUAGAGAUUUAGAUUUGGAAAAAAACAAAGGGAAGGUAAAAGUUUCUUGUUGUAGCGACGAGAUGUCGAAAAUGGACAAGGGAACCGAGAAGGAAAAACUAAAUGUAACGGUUUCUUGUUGUAGCGGCGAGACGUCGAAAAAUGAGAAGGAGGCCGAGGAGGAAAAAUCAAAGGUAAAGGUUUCUUGUUGCAGCGACGGGAUGUCGAAAAACGACGAGAAAGUCGAGGAGAAAAAAUCGAAGGUAAAAGUUUCUUGUUGUAGCUCGAAAAAUGACAAAGAAGAAAAAGACGGGUGCAAAGGAUAAGAAAACAAUUAAAGCAAAUCCGAAUAUGGAAGUUUUAUGAGUGUUCUUAUACACAUAAACUUUUCCAUAUAUAUAUAUGCUUUGGUUGUUUCCUUUGAUUUCGUUGUUUGAAUAAAUCGAAAGAUGUUUGUAGUUUCGAACAUUUUAUGAGCUAAUUGUCCUUUGUAUGUGCUUUCUACGUUCUAAAGUUGUUCUCUAUAAUAUUCGUGAGUGUCACGUUUUUCUUCUCCUA